Molecule: messenger RNA, 3634 nt
Organism: Xiphias gladius (swordfish)
Lineage: Eukaryota; Metazoa; Chordata; Actinopteri; Istiophoriformes; Xiphiidae
Gene: lman2lb
Product: lectin, mannose-binding 2-like b
Exons: 9
Coding region: 346-1173 (275 amino acids)
Biological process (GO): Golgi organization; endoplasmic reticulum organization; endoplasmic reticulum to Golgi vesicle-mediated transport
Cellular component (GO): COPII-coated ER to Golgi transport vesicle; Golgi membrane; endoplasmic reticulum-Golgi intermediate compartment
Molecular function (GO): D-mannose binding
Source: RefSeq, a predicted model, not a curated record
CGGGGAGCGAGACUGUCUAGAACGGGGCUAGAGGCAUAUUACGUGACAUGCAUAAGUUCACGUUAAAUUAAAAGGGUUAUACUUUUGUUGGGUUUGUGCUCCCCACACUUCAUGUUCCACCAGCCUGAAGUAAUUGCAGUAAAAUUGCAACCGCCGUCAUCCUUUACCACCAUCCAGUUGUUAAAGGCAGUUAAGCACAAAUAUUCUUAUGUUUAUGUGACGGAUCACUCGUGGGCUAUACCAAAUGAACCAUAAUAACCCAGUGUUUAAACAAUCCGCCGUUGGAGUUUGGUGGAUGCCUAUUUUACCGGUUUGGGCUUCUCCAGUUCUUCACAAUGGGACCUGAUGGGCACUGCCGUGGUUACACCUGACCAUGUGAGGCUGACCCCAGACCUGCAGAGCAGACAGGGAGCAGUGUGGAGUCGAAUUCCUUUGUUAUUGCGGGAUUGGGAGCUCAAGGUGCACUUUAAAAUCCAUGGCCUGGGAAAGAAGAAUUUGAACGGGGAUGGACUGGCCAUCUGGUUAACCAGAGAUCGCAUGCAGAAUGGUCCUGUGUUUGGUAACAUGAACCAGUUCAUUGGACUAGGAAUAUUUGUGGACACUUACCCCAAUGCUGACAAGAGCCAUGAUAGGGCUUUCCCGUAUAUAUCAGUGAUGCUGGGGAAUGGGACUCUGUCAUAUGAUCACGAUCAUGAUGGACGGACCACUGAACUUGGGGGGUGCACCGCUAUGGCACGCAACUCAGUCUCCGACACGUUGCUCCUCAUCAGAUACUCCAAAAACAGACUCAUGCUCAUGGUGGAUGUGGAUGGCAAGCAGGAAUGGAAACACUGUGUUGACAUCACGGGACUGCGGCUACCUACAGGCUACUUCUUUGGUGCCUCCUCCGCCACAGGAGACCUAUCAGAUAACCAUGACAUCAUCUCCAUGAAGUUGUAUCAGCUGACAGUAGAGAGGACCCCUGAGGAGGAGAAGGAAGAAGAGGAUGAGGUCACCAUUCCCAGAGUGGACGACAUGGAACAGUUCCAAGUGGAUGUCCAGGAGGUAGGGAUGAGUGGAGUCCAGUUCUUCUUCACCCUCCUCUUCUCUGCCCUGGGCCUGGGUGUGCUGGCAGUGGUAGGACUGAUGGCUUACGGGCGCUGGACGGAAAACAGACGUAAACGCUUCUAUUGAUCAGAGACCAAUUGAUCCACGUAGGUUUUCAGAAUGUAUGGUUCGUAAUCGACAUACAUUACAACAAUGCAAAGACUGCCAUAGCUUUACUGAAACCAUACAACUAAAUGAACUGAAUGAACAACCUCAUGGGCCUGAAGCCCUGAGCCAAGAGAACAUAAACAGCCGAGAUGAACAGGUGAAGAGAUCAUGAACAGUGUCCAGUGGAUGCAGCUCUGUCGCACUGCGGUUCCUUCGCGGCUGAGAGACGAUCCACUGACUUUCGGUGCCAAUCAGUGGUGUGUACAAUUAAGUAAGCGGGUUCCAGUCAUCUUUCUCCUGUAAGCUGAAUUCUUAACUGUCAUGUAAAUGAGAAACUUUGUUUCUGUGAUUCUGGAGGAGGAUCAGGUUAAACUGAUUUCCUCAGUUAGAUUUGCAGAGAAUGCUGAUUUCUCUGCCACGCAAGCAGGUAACCAGGUAUGCAUGUGCAUGACAAAAGACUGCAGACAGGCAAAGUAACAGUGGAGCAGCCAAAUGAAAGGACAGAUCAUUACAGAGCAAUGUGUCCACAUAUUUAAAAGGAAUCCAGCCAAGGUCCGACUGAACUGAAUCGAAUGCAUCCUAAUAAAUAAGUCGGGUCCACUGCUGAACAUUUGACUGUUUGUAAAGCACAAACACUUUUGCUCCGCUCUGUCUGUCAGUCUGUUGUCAUCUUCUCUCUGUGCUUCUCCAAUGCAGACACACACACACCAGAAAAAAGGAUGUGUUGCAGCAUCCUGUACCACUACUACAGUUAAAAUCUGCAAGCCGUGCUUCCAAAAUGAAAUGCAUCACUUUUAUGAUGCAUUUCAUUUGUAACAUUUUCCUUUACGUACAAACAGUAAAACCAUUUUUUCUGAAGCACAAGAGGGAAUGCUGCAUUUUUCCUGGUUUUCCUCCUGCUAAUAUAUAUAUAGAUGGGACAGGGUGCGACCUGAAGUAAUUAAAAUGAGUAAAGUACAGCCAAAGGUAUCAAAAAUAUCAGUGUCAUAAAUAAGCUGCAAACAUGGUUUUAAAAUAUGCUUGUAAAAAACAAAAAAAUGUCGGUAAAACAGCUUAAAACCAAUAUUGGAAAAGACUCUGCUCAAGAACAGACCGAUUCAAGCACUGCACCCCUGAAUCAUUUACAAUGGACUUCUGAACUGCGAUAGACAGGUGACACAGCCAAAUCUAUUGAACACACGGGGUUAUUCAAAUAGGCUUUUUCCCAGCGGACAUUUUGACUUGUCAAAGAAGGAAAAGCACAGGUGUUACUCAGAACGAAGAGGUGGCUCAGUUCUAGUCAAGUGUCCCAGUAAGUCAGGAAAGUGUGACAGAGAGCCAGCAUGCACAGUACCAGGACCCUGAAAGUGAAGCAGCUAAAUGGAAUUCAUCCAUCCUUCAUUUUAUUAUUCAAACCUAUGCUUUUCUUAAUGUGACACUUCAAAGUGUCUUCCAUUAAAAACGGCCUGUAGUCACUUCAUGUAGUCCUCAUAAAUGGGUGGGUUUUCCCUCUGCAGAAGUACAUUUAUAGUGCAAACGUCAACUGAAGGCAAACCAAGUCAGAUUCCAGGGAUGUUUUAAACUGAAAGUUAGAUCUGCACUUCUCUGUCAGUGUGUUUUGUGACUGCAGGCCUCUCCUGUGUGACAUUUUGUAUUUUUCUAAACAUAUCUCGUGUUCACACCAGGAGGGAAAAAAAUCCAGAGGCCAAAACUGUAAAACCCCAUUUGAUGAAAAACUGCCGUCAGGUUUAAUCUGUAUGUUUAUCUGUGGAGUACGCAAUAAAAUUCUACAUGUCAUGAAAAUCUCCCUAGGUGACACGCACUCACGAAGUUAAAGCCCACACAACACAGCAAGCAGGUUAAAUUAGUAGGUAAGAGGGCACACAAUGAUACGGAUAGAAAAUAGCAACUCUAAAGCAGUACAAUACAGUGCAGCAUUGAUUCAGAAAGCUUUUAAUGAAGCAAAUGAAAUUCACUUCUUUGUAACAGUGAAAUAUUUGUAGGGCUGUUAACUACUAGGGAGAUUUUCAUGUAGUUGUAUUGUCAUUUUGGUUCUCAUAGCUGUUUGAAGCCAUAUCAAUCAGUAGUUAACUAUAAUGAAAACCACUUCAUGUUCUUGCUUAGAGUUACAACUCUAUCAGCUGGUUCUUGACGUUUUGUAGACAGAGUCCAAUGUUGACUGUUUUUUCUCUUUUCCUCUAAUUGUCUGUGUAGGUGCUUUUGUUUUCUCUCUGAAUGUCAAGCUAUUUGUCCUAAUCAUUAAAUUCAUGAGCCAUCAUUGGGACAAACAGCCCUGUAGUUGAUAAUUUAAAUAGUAAUGUUAAGCAAAUUCUGCUUUUAUUUUGCUAAUCAAAAUCUUCGUCUGAAGAAAUAGAAAAAUGCAAGUAAAGGGCAAAUGUUCUUCUUGGUCCUGUGUCUGAUUUUGUGUUUUUUUUCAGUAAACGUUUCUAUUGUGAUUUAA